Amyelois transitella is the source of this 2204-nucleotide messenger RNA. RefSeq names its product membrane-bound alkaline phosphatase. Gene Ontology annotation, molecular function: alkaline phosphatase activity. Gene Ontology annotation, biological process: dephosphorylation. The coding region runs from base 1 to 1611 and encodes 536 amino acids. The transcript has 5 exons. The record is from RefSeq and is a predicted model, not a curated record. NCBI's taxonomy places the organism in Eukaryota, Metazoa, Arthropoda, Insecta, Lepidoptera, Pyralidae.
AUGUCAUCUAAAUAUCUCAUUCUGUUGGUGUUAGCUGUGGUGGACGCGCGGUAUCACCCUGAGGCACCUGAACCAAGGAACUUACCUCCUAUAAAUCCUUUAGAGUAUACAGCAGAAUAUUGGUUCAAUGAGGCACAGGCAGCUUUACAGAAACGCAGUCAACGCGACUCAGGUCAGAAUGUGGCUCGAAAUCUCGUCAUGUUUCUGGGAGACGGCAUGUCAGUACCAACCAUGGCUGCAGCGCGAACGUUGAAGGGCCAGAAUGAAGGCAGAACUGGGGAAGAAGAGGAAUUGUUCUUCGAAAGUUUCCCUGGCAUUGGUUUAGUCAAGACCUACUGCGUCAACCAGCAGAUUGCUGACUCGGCAUGCACGGCGACUGCCUACCUCUGCGGCGUGAAGAACAACUACGGCACCACCGGAGUGACGGCUGCGGUCGCCAGGAGAGACUGUAACGCCUCAAAUAUUGAAGCCAAUAGGGUACAGUCUAUCGCUGAAUGGGCCCUGGCUGAGGGAAAAGAUGUUGGUAUAGUGACGACCACCCGAGUGACGCACGCGUCUCCCUCAGGAGCCUAUGCCAAGACAGCCAACAGGAACUGGGAGAAUGACGCUCAAGUUCUCGCGGAUUCUCAAGACCCCGAAGUAUGCGCUGAUAUUGCUCAACAGCUGAUUAACAUGAACCCUGGCAAACAGUUUAAGGUUAUUUUAGGCGGGGGAAGACAAGAAUUUAUUCCACAUAAUAUAACUGACGAAGAGGGUGAACCAGGGUUGAGAACCGAUAAUCGCAAUUUAAUUGAAGAAUGGCAGCAGGAUAAGACUGACCGCAAUCUGUCGCAUGCUUAUGUUUGGAAUAAAGAUCAACUAAAAAGUCAGUUUGAGUCCCCGCCAGAAUAUUUGUUAGGACUCUUCGAGGGCUCCCAUAUGCAUUACCAUUUAGAAGCGAAUCCUGAUACAGAGCCUACACUUGAAGAGAUGACAGAAAUAGCUAUUCGUAUGCUAAGUCGCAACGAGAAAGGGUUCUUCUUGUUUGUAGAAGGCGGUCGAAUAGACCAUGCUCAUCACGCUAACUAUGUGCAUCUUGCUCUUGAUGAAACACUGGAGUUGGACAAGGCCGUUGGCAAAGCUACGGAUAUGCUUUCUGAGGAUGAUAGUCUGAUUGUAGUGACUGCUGAUCACUCUCAUGUAAUGGCGUUCAACGGCUAUAGCGCUCGUGGAAAUUCAAUUUAUGGGUUGUCUUCCCAAACUGAUAGCGACAGAAUGCCGUACAUGACCAUCUCAUACACAAACGGUCCUGGAGCGCGUAAGCAAGUAAAUGGUGUCCGUGACGAUAUAACGAAAGAGAGCAACUUUGGUGAACUUAGGUGGCGCGCGCACGUGGACGCCCCUCGGAACAGUGAAACUCACGGUGGUGACGAUGUGGCUAUCUUCGCGCGAGGCCCCCACUACCGUCUCUUCUCUGGUCUGUACGAGCAGAGUCAGAUCCCGCAUCUCAUGGCAUAUGCUGGCUGUAUCGGCCCUGGACUACACGCAGAAGGAUGCAAUGGAGCUAACACUGUUCAUGUGACCGCCAUCUUGAUUGUGAUCACAACUGCUGUUAAAUUCUUAUUUCUCUGAUAGUUUUAAGGAAAUUAUGAUCAUGUUUAAUAUAGUUAUUUUAAAGCCGCCAUAUGAAAUACUAGAGGCGAUGAAUUGAUCGUGAUUUGAAACUCUAGAAACCCUAUUCACGAAUUUGGAGUAGGCAUAUGUCUUAUUGGGGCGCUCAAUCAGAAUUGGAGAAAUUCAGAGAGAGAAGAUAUAUUGUCAUAUCAAUAUAAUUUUUUUUAAUAUGUAGGGUGUCGGUUGUACUGUCCCAACUUUAAUAUUAUAAAUGCGAACCAAUUUUAUUGACAUUUGCGUAUAUAUAAUUAGGAGUCUGGAGAAGGACAUCUUUGCAUCUCAGUAAAAUCUAAAGUUCCCGUGGGAUUUGCGAAAAAUGCACGCUUUGUUUUUUAUCCGGCUCUAGUUUCUGUGUGGUGGUUUACAAGGAUGAGGCUGUGAUUGUAAUUUUUUGUUAUUCCUUCAAGUAUUUUAAAAAUAAAUACGAUAUAUUGUCAUCAUAUUUUCAAGGUAACAAGGCUGUGACUGUUAUAGGUACUUACUUAUCUACAAAGUUUAUAACGAAUAAUUUAAGUCGCUGAUUUAUUUGAAAUAAAUUAAAUUUAUUUUUA